AUGAUUGAUGAUGAUGAGGAUGAUGAUGAUGAUGAUGAUGAUGAUGAUGAUGAUGAGGAAGAUGAUGAUGAUGAUGAUGAUGAUGAUGAUGAUGAUGAUGAUGCUGAUGAUGAUGAUGAUGAUGAUGAUGAUGAUGAUGAUGAUGAUGAUGAUGAUGAUGAUGAUGAUGAUGAUGAUGAUGAUGAUGAUGAUGAUGAUGAUGAUGAUGAUGAUGAUGAUGAUGAUGAUGAUGAUGAUGAUGAUGAUGAUGAUGAUGAUGAUGAUGAUGAUGAUGAUGAUGAUGAUGAUGAUGAUGAUGAUGAUGAUGAUGAUGAUGAUGAUGAUGAUGAUGAUGAUGAUGAUGAUGAUGAUGAUGAUGAUGAUGAUGAUGAUGAUGAUGAUGAUGAUGAUGAUGAUGAUGAUGAUGAUGAUGAUGAUGAUGAUGAUGAUGAUGAUGAUGAUGAUGAUGAUGAUGAUGAUGAUGAUGAUGAUGAUGAUGAUGAUGAUGAUGAUGAUGAUGAUGAUGAUGAUGAUGAUGAUGAUGAUGAUGAUGAUGAUGAUGAUGAUGAUGAUGAUGAUGAUGAUGAUGAUGAUGAUGAUGAUGAUGAUGAUGAUGAUGAUGAUGAUGAUGAUGAUGAUGAUGAUGAUGAUGAUGAUGAUGAUGAUGAUGAUGAUGAUGAUGAUGAUGAUGAUGAUGAUGAUGAUGAUGAUGAUGAUGAUGAUGAUGAUGAUGAUGAUGAUGAUGAUGAUGAUGAUGAUGAUGAUGAUGAUGAUGAUGAUGAUGAUGAUGAUGAUGAUGAUGAUGAUGAUGAUGAUGAUGAUGAUGAUGAUGAUGAUGAUGAUGAUGAUGAUGAUGAUGAUGAUGAUGAUGAUGAUGAUGAUGAUGAUGAUGAUGAUGAUGAUGAUGAUGAUGAUGAUGAUGAUGAUGAUGAUGAUGAUGAUGAUGAUGAUGAUGAUGAUGAUGAUGAUGAUGAUGAUGAUGAUGAUGAUGAUGAUGAUGAUGAUGAUGAUGAUGAUGAUGAUGAUGAUGAUGAUGAUGAUGAUGAAUGA
This is a messenger RNA of Dicrocoelium dendriticum, 1029 nucleotides long. The record is from the annotation of a GenBank genome assembly. Lineage: Eukaryota; Metazoa; Platyhelminthes; Trematoda; Plagiorchiida; Dicrocoeliidae.